GAGAAAGACCUUUCAUUUGUGAUUUUGAAGCCUGUGGCUGGUCCUUCACCAGUAUGUCUAAGCUAUUAAGACAUAAAAGGAAACAUGAAGAUGACAGGAGAUUCACAUGCUCUGUAGAAGGUUGUGGAAAAUCUUUUACAAGAGCAGAACAUUUGAAAGGCCAUAGUAUAACUCAUCUUGGUACAAAACCAUUUGAAUGCCCUGUGGAAGGUUGUUGUGCAAAGUUCUCAGCACGCAGUAGUCUGUAUAUUCACUCCAAAAAACACCUUCAGGAUGUGGACUCAUUGAAGAUGCGUUGCCCCGUAUCCAGUUGUAGCAAAUUAUUCAAUUCAAAGCAUAGUAUGAAAACACAUAUGGUCAAGCAACACAACUUUAGUGCAGAUCUAUUAAAUCAGAUGGAAACCAUUGGUUCCCUCACACCUAGCAACGAACUUGCCAAUUCAGGACAAAGUGACCUCAGCAAUGUAGAUCUAGUGUCCCUUUUUUCUAGUGUAUCUGGGAACUCCUCUGGAAUUUCAGCUGAUAUGGCUCUAAUAAACUCCGGAAUUCUUACUAUAGAUGUCGCUUCAGUAGGUUCCACGCUUGGAGGCAGUCUGUCUGUCAACAGCAAUUCCCUUGCUCAGACAGUUGACCCACUGAUUUUGGUGGCCAGUAGUGACAUUCCACACAGCCUGGAUAGCUCUCUUUUAUUGGGAACCACCACCACCGUUUUACAGCAAAGCACUUUAAAUUUGGAUGAAGUACAGACGGUGAAUGCAGAAGCCUUAGGCUCAUUAGCAUCUUUGUCAGCAAGAAGUUCCAGUCAAGACUUGCAUGGUUUGACUUCUAGCAAUAACUUGUCAGUAGACACGGCCACUUUAUCCCCUUCCAGCAGCCUUGGUGGAAACAAUACAGCUGAAUUAUUAGCUCCAAAUAAAGCAGAGCAAACUUUGCUUCCUAGCCUGGAUGUUGUGGAGCAACAAGAAGGCAGCAAAGUGGUCACUCAGUAUGUGUUCUCCAAUCCUUCAGGAAGUUACAGUGCACAAAAAGAAACUGAUCUAAGCACGGUGACUGGCAGCUCUAUUCCGGAGAGUGGUGGGUCUGCAAGAACAGAUUAUCGAGCUAUUCAGCUUGCCAAAAAAAGAAAACAAAAGGGAAGUGGGAAUGACGUAG
Messenger RNA from Thamnophis sirtalis, 1152 nucleotides. RefSeq names its product ZXD family zinc finger C (gene ZXDC). Gene Ontology annotation, cellular component: nucleus. Lineage: Eukaryota; Metazoa; Chordata; Lepidosauria; Squamata; Natricidae. Gene Ontology annotation, biological process: regulation of transcription by RNA polymerase II. Gene Ontology annotation, molecular function: transcription coregulator activity. The record is from RefSeq and is a predicted model, not a curated record.